This is a messenger RNA of Strongyloides ratti, 333 nucleotides long. RefSeq lists its product as hypothetical. Bases 1 to 333 code for a protein of 110 amino acids. NCBI's taxonomy places the organism in Eukaryota, Metazoa, Nematoda, Chromadorea, Rhabditida, Strongyloididae. The transcript is spliced from 2 exons. The record is from RefSeq and is a predicted model, not a curated record.
AUGUCAAGUAUUGAUACAGAUCUAAAUUUAUCUGAUAGAAAUUAUAAUAAAGAUAAAAAAGGAAGAAAAAGUAUUUUUGGUGAAUUUAUAAGACCACAAACUCCAGUAAUUGUUGUUGAAGAUUUUGAAGGACAAUUACCCCAUUCUUCAGUAUAUUCUUCAGGAAAAAUUUCUGAACUUCAAUCAGAUAUAACAUAUAAUUAUGGUUUUGGUCAGACAAAUCCUCAUUUUUUAAAAGUUCCAUCAAAAUUAUCAAAUAGAAAAAAUGUUUCAUUGUAUGAAUUUAAUGAUUGUAUUGAUACAUUAAGAAUAAUUCAAAAGAUUACUUUUUAA